Pyrus x bretschneideri (Chinese white pear) is the source of this 1481-nucleotide messenger RNA. Its product is annotated as AP2-like ethylene-responsive transcription factor At1g16060. Gene Ontology annotation, biological process: regulation of DNA-templated transcription. Gene Ontology annotation, molecular function: DNA binding; DNA-binding transcription factor activity. Bases 125 to 1225 code for a protein of 366 amino acids. NCBI's taxonomy places the organism in Eukaryota, Viridiplantae, Streptophyta, Magnoliopsida, Rosales, Rosaceae. The transcript has 8 exons. The record is from RefSeq and is a predicted model, not a curated record.
GAUGAUCUAGUCACAUCCAUCAUCUCCCUCCUUCUCUUCUCUCGCUCUUUGUCUAUUUUUCUCUCUUACUUUAUUUCCUCAUUUGCUCUCUUUGGGUAAGAGAGAGAGAGAGAGAGCCAGUUUAAUGGCGAAAACCUCACAGCAAAACCAGAAGAAUACUGCUGGAAGCACAAACAGGAGCAGCAGCACCACUAGCACUGUUACAACAACAAAAGUCAAGCGAACGCGGAAAAGCGUCCGCCGUGACUCUCCGCCCCAGCGGAGCUCCAUAUACCGUGGCGUCACGAGGCAUCGAUGGACGGGUCGAUACGAAGCUCAUCUGUGGGACAAGAAUUGCUGGAAUGAGUCGCAGAACAAGAAAGGAAGACAAGUUUAUCUAGGGGCAUAUGAUGAUGAAGAAGCUGCUGCACGUGCUUAUGACUUGGCGGCAUUAAAGUACUGGGGACGAGAUACAAUCCUCAAUUUCCCAGUAUCCACAUAUGAAGAAGAGCUCAAAGAAAUGGAGAGCCAGUCGAAAGAAGAAUACAUUGGAUCAUUGAGAAGGAAAAGUAGUGGAUUUUCUCGCGGGGUUUCAAAGUAUAGAGGCGUCGCAAGACACCAUCAUAAUGGAAGAUGGGAAGCUCGAAUAGGCAGAGUAUUUGGAAACAAAUACCUUUACCUUGGAACCUUCGCUACACAAGAAGAAGCAGCCACAGCAUAUGACAUGGCAGCAAUAGAGUACCGUGGACUUAAUGCCGUUACAAACUUUGAUCUUAGCCGUUACAUCAAGUCUCUGUGCCCAAAUACUACAAACGGGCCUAACGACGAUCAACAAAACCCCAACGGUGACCUCUAUGAAAUGCAAAACCCUGAUGGCGUCCUCAACCAAAUGCACAACCCUAAUGGUAAACCAGAACUGGAGAUCAUGCCUGACCACACUAGUUCGAGUAGCGCUAGCGAUUCUUCGGUUGUCUUGCCGCGGACAGGAAAUGGUUCUUCAGCGUCAUCUGCACUAGGGCUCUUGCUACAAUCUCCCAAGUUUAAAGAAAUGCUUGAGAGAUCCUCUGUUAAGGAGUGCUCACCAACACUUUCAGAGCCAGAGAUACGUCGACGCAUUUUUCCUGAUGACAUUCAAACGUAUUUUGAUUGCCAAGACUUGAACAGCAUUGCGGAAGGAGAUGACAUUAUUUUUGGUGAGUUACAGCCGUUUGCUUCGCCUGUUUUUCACUGUGAACUUGAUGCAUGAAGAUGAUCCGCAAAGGAAGUUGAAGACGUAUACUGGUAUAGAAUGAGACCAGUUUUAUUUCGAUGUUCUUGUGAAUAUGGAGGUAAAAGGACAUCGUGAUCAUUGACAAAGAAGGAGAUGGUAAAGACGAAAGUAUGCUAAUUCUUGUUUAUUGGUUGAUUUUCAUAUAGAUGGGAAUAUACGUUCAUUUAUCCAAUAUUUUCAUAAGAAGAUAAGUUCAAAAGUUGGCAUUUAAGGGCCACACCUAUUUACUUCA